This is a messenger RNA of Penaeus chinensis, 7053 nucleotides long. It is a transcript of the gene Marf1, whose product is annotated as meiosis regulator and mRNA stability factor 1-like. NCBI's taxonomy places the organism in Eukaryota, Metazoa, Arthropoda, Malacostraca, Decapoda, Penaeidae. Gene Ontology annotation, biological process: post-transcriptional gene silencing. The transcript has 25 exons. The record is from RefSeq and is a predicted model, not a curated record. Gene Ontology annotation, cellular component: cytoplasm; peroxisome. Bases 113 to 5605 code for a protein of 1830 amino acids. Gene Ontology annotation, molecular function: CCR4-NOT complex binding; RNA nuclease activity; mRNA base-pairing post-transcriptional repressor activity.
UCUGGACGCGUUCAGCACUCGUUUUCUUCAGGAAUGUGCAAACGUCAUACCCCGAGCCAGCGCAGAACUUUCCUGAGUUGGUCAGAGUCCUGUACUGAAUUUUAACUUCAUUAUGUUUGGGAAAUCUGACUUCCCAGAAAUUUUACCCUCACCACCUUCUGCAUCAGCAGAAGGUCUUCUUGGACCAACCGAUUUUACAAUGGCUUCAGAAAGUUCUGGAAGGAAAGAAAGAAAUGGUGAUCAGUUUUAUUAUAAUUCUAAUAAUGACAUCAGCCAGUCUACAGCGGAUACUGUAGAGCAGUCAUGGCUGUGCAAAACUAAAGUAACUUCAGCAGAGUGCAAAUGGUCAGUUAAGAGACUUGAUAGCAUUGGCUAUGCUAGGAGUAGUUAUGUGAAGAACACUGAUAGGCUGUAUCCAGAAAUUGAAGUAAUGGAUGGAAAGGAAAUAGUAACAUUGACUACAUCAAAUACUGCACCAACAAGUUGUGUCAUAUCUGCUGCUCCACAGAAAAUUCUUUCACUUCCUACCAAUGUAGGAAAUUGUAUUAACUGGAAUUCAGAGAAGCAGGGGCAAGGACAUGAAUCAGAUUUGGCCAAUGAAAUGUGUAAUUUCAAUAGAGUCUCUUCAAAGGAAGAAAACCCACUGUUGCCCUUGUUAACCCCAGAAAGCUUCAAAUCUCCUUCUCCAUGCUCGACCCAAGAAAUUUAUAGUGUAGCUUAUAUGAAUUCCAUAAUCCCUCUAAAGAAAGACACAGAUGAGAAACUGGAAGAUGAAAAGGAUAGCACAUUACUAAAUGUCAGUGACAGCACGUUGCUAAAUGUUAAUGAAGAUUCUUAUUGCACAUCACAGACAGUGCAGACAAAUUGCAAUGGUCUGGCUUACAGGGAAGAGGAAAGCUCUCAAGCUGAUAUUCUAACUCCAGAACAAUUUACACGUCCUUUAUACCAGACACAGAUAAGCAAUGAUUUAAGUAACUUUGGCUCCUCAUAUUGUGGGAAUGGAGUAGAUGCUGAUUUAAUGAGUUCAGAUGUUGAAUAUGAACUUGAACAAGAACUUGCUGCCUUAGAGCAAGGUGAAGAUGAUGAUGACAACAAGGAAGAUCAGGAAAGACAGACACAAAGUAAAUCAUGGGCAGCUUAUAACAGUGAUCGUCUUCCUCCUAUUGGAGUCUUCUGGGAUAUUGAAAACUGUCAGGUGCCUAAAGGACUUUCCGCAACCCAUGUGGUUCAGGCUGUAAGAUCUCGUUUCUUUACUGGUUAUCGGGAGGCUGAAUUUAUGUGUGUUUGUGAUACACUUAAGGAAAACUCAAAAAUCCUUGAGGAAUUGAAUGAUGCUCAGGUAAAUGUUGUGCAUGUGGGGAGCACUGUGAAGAAUGCAGCGGACGACAAACUCCUCCAGAGUAUGAGGAGGUUUGCCGAUAUCCAUGGAACAGGUGCAACUAUUGUCUUAAUCUCAGGAGACUCAAACUUUGCUACAGAGUUGUAUGAUAUAAGAUACAGGAAGAAUCUACGUGUUAUAUUAGUCCAUAAUGCUCAUGCUCAAGAUUCUCUCAAACUUUGUGCUCACCAGACUGCCUUGUUCACGGAUGUUACACAAGAGCUUCCACAACGAGUCACUAAACCAAGGUCAACGAAUUUGCGUCGUGAAAUUAUAAUUAAAAACAUACCAGAGAAUAUGGAUGACAAUGCCAUUCGUCGCCGCCUGACAAUGCUGUCGGCUAAUUGUGGAGGCAAAGUGGGCAGGGUUCGACCCCAUGGAGUUCCUAUCUAUUUCCAAACACCUGAGCUGGCAGCAAGGGCCAAAAAGAGGCUAGAUGGUGAAGACGUGUAUGGCAGCAAGAUAUAUUGUACAUUUGGUAAGAAUUUUGACAAAGAAGGAUCCCCAAAAGUAGAUAUUAAGCACCUUCAGCACCAGAUAUCGCGGGACAGAGGGCAAGAAUCUCUGGAUACGUGGAAGCCUGUCAAUUCGCAGAUAUUUCCAAACCCAUCCCAGACAGGCAUGGGUGACACUGGCACAACAAGCCUGUCAUGGAGGGUGAGAGACCCUGUCACUGAUUCGGCCCUUCAACCCUAUACUGCAUUCAAAAGCUAUGGCAAGAAUCCUGCCUUGUCUUUUUCAGAUCAGCAUUUCGGAUCAUGCCAGCGUGCUUUUAGGAAUAACAAUUGUCGGAUUCAAAGUCAGUCAAGUAUGUCUGGAUCCAAUUCAAAUUUUGGUUUGUCUAGAGUUGACUGCAAUUCGCAUAAUGAAGGAAACAGUCGUGAUAUAGUUCAGCCAUUAUACUUGGACAAGACCCCAGAGCAGUUCAAGAAAGGACGAUCCCAAAGAAUACAAUUUCGGAUGAGUUCCCCACCAAGCUUUUCAUUCAACACACGAACGCCAGAUUCCUAUUCAUUGGAUUCUUCACUUAGGGCAAGAAGUCCCUCUCCUUUGUUAUGGAGUGGUAUGAGUCCUGUGAAGCCUGUAUGGAGCCCUUCCCCUACAGUUGAUGCACAAGGACAAAUCCUUUAUGGACUAAAGGAACUCUCCCUUGGGGAAGGAGGUGUUAUCGAUACAAGUCUAGCUAGUGUCCAGCAAGUCCCAGUAGAAUUACAAGUAACAAAUCUUGAUCAAAACAUUGAUGCCAGGGAGAUGAAACGAAUCCUUUUCACAAUAUUUAGAGAUCAUGUCAUGGUAUUGCAUGUGUCAGUAUUUGUUCAAUCUGACGGUAACUUGGCUGCUACCUUGCGGGUACCCUCACAGCAAGAUGCUCAGUAUGCCAUUUCUCAACUUCACCGUAAGAAGAUUGGUGCCAAGAGGAUUAUCAUAUCCUAUGUGAAUCAAAAUCAGCCAUCACCUGAAUUGAAAAGGUCUAAGGUCAUAGCUCUGCUACAGGAAGUUCCUGGAAAAAAGCUUCCUCUUUUCAAGUUUCGUGAGCUCUAUGAGAGACGCUUUCAUGAAACCAUUGGUGUAUCAGAAAUGUAUAACAUGCGGGAUAUAGUAACUGUAUCUGAUAACAGUACAGGUAGAAUGGUCUCCCUUCAUCCUGAGUUUCGACACAUGAGCUCCCCAAUCUUGACAGAGUCGGCUCAAGAGGAAGUAAGUGGCAGUAUAUCAUCCAGAUACUGUAAGGUCCAUAGUUCUGGCCCUGAUGAUUCCAUUGGUUGGGCAGAACGUGAUCAAAGCUCAAGUCUGCCAAAUGUAAAUAUGAAUUUGCGGACUUUGGCUGGAAGUAUACACUCUUUGCUUCAGUCCCACUCUGGUUCACUCCCACUGGCAAGCUUGGUAGACUGUUAUGAAGCAGAAAUUGGCCCUGUUGAUGAAGCAGAGGAUGGUGUACCUUUGGAACACUUGGUCUCCUGUUUGCCAGGAGUGUGCAUAAUGACUGCUACUGGUGGUUUCAAAUAUGUGCAGUGGGUUGAGAAUAAAGUAACAGAUGAAGCUGAAGAGCUAGCCCGAUGCGUGAGCCCUCCACUUGUUGGACAGUUGGCACUCUUUUCAAGAGAAUUAGUAGAUCUCCUUAAAACUUUCCCAUACUGCCGUUUACCUUUUUCUCGUUUCAUACCAGCAUACCAUCAUCACUUUGGCAGACAGUGUAGAGUAGCUGACUAUGGAUUUACCAAGCUUGCAGACCUAUUUGAAGCUCUCCCUCAUGUUGUGCAAGUUUUGGGGGAAGGAAAUAAACGCAUUUUGACAUUGGCACACAAAGCUCAGAUCAAAAGGUUUUCUUCAGAUCUUUUGAGGGUAUUAAAGGGCCAGCCAACAAAAGCCAUAACACUUGAGGCUUUUCCAGCUGCUUAUGAAAAGGCAUUGACAAGAACAUGGAAUGUGAUUGAUUAUGGAGUAUGUGAUGUUGAGGAUUUGCUGACUGAAGUUAGUGAAACGACAGUGAUAGUCACUCGAUCUGGCACUGAGACUACAAUUGCUAUUCCAAAGCGUGAACAAACUCCCGAAGAAAUAGAGCGAACAAGACAGUUUGCUGCCGAAGUUGUUGAGUUACUUCGGCACUCUCCACAAUGCAAAAUGCAGUUCAAUCGUUUCAUUCCAGCAUAUCACCACCAUUUUGGAAGACAGUGUAGGGUGGCUGACUAUGGGUUUAGUAAGCUGAUUGAACUAUUUGAAGCCAUUCCAGAUGUCCUUCAGGUCUAUGAUGAUGAAGAGGAUGGAGAGAAGCAGUUGCAACUGGUCGAAAGAGAACGUGUCCGUGUACUAGGAGAUCAAGUGGGGGCAGUGGUAAGAGGUGCUCCUAGGCAAGCUAUCAGGAUUUCUGCUUUAACUCAGGUCUUCACUCGUUAUUAUGGGUAUUCUUUGAAACCCACCCACUAUGGUGCUAACACUUUGGAAGAGCUUAUCGGAAAGCUUAGAAAUCAUGUGAAACUGGUGGAGACAGGUGAUGAACCUGUAGUUGCCCUUGUUGACCGAGGGUAUGUGCAUGAAAUCUUGGUUCGAGCACGUAAACUUCUGUGGGAGGACUCCAGCUGCAGCUAUCCCCUAGAUAAAUUUGUACAAAUUUACACUGACCGUUAUGGCCAUCCUCCAAGCAUAGAAGUGAUUAGACGGGACUUGGAAGAUGUACUUGUGAUUGAGGGUGAAGGGGAAGAAGCCAAGGUUAACCUGGUGCCACUACAGAUGUUUGCAAGAGAUCUCUUGACACUUCUCCAUGAAGCAGGGGGACGUAUGCUACUUCUGAAUUUUGAUACAGCCUAUCUUGACCGUUUUGGUGUUGCUUGUCGUCCAGCAACUUAUGGUUUUCCCAAUAUAGUAGCCCUUGUUCAAGCUCUAGGAGAUUUGGUGGCAGUUAGAGGUCGUGGAACGAAAAGAAUACUUGUCUUAAACAGGGACUCUGCUCCUUCCCCUCCUAGUUUCCACAUUCCUUCAUCAAGUUCAUCUUUCUAUGGAGACAAUACUGAGGGUGCAAGUGCCAAUAGUGAUACCAAGCCACCACCUCCCAGUCAUCUUCCUCCUCCAAAUAAGGUCACCCCACCUCAGCAGUGUGAUUACCAGCGCUAUAUACAAGAAGCUAAUUCAAACAGUCACUUAAUGAUGGGAAUGAAUGCUCCGACACCCCAUCCCUCCUACCAGCCUUCAUCACCUGUGGUUUAUCCUGGCUCUCCAGCACCAACAGGGGGAUCAGUCAUGUGGGGCCAGAUGUGGUCUCCUCAGUACCCAGUUAUGCCCCCACUGUCCCCUGCUCACUACAUGGUGCCAACACUUCCCAUGAGUUGGGGAAGCAUGCCAGCCUCUCCUGCUGGUCCUUUGGGAUCUUCCACUCCCCCAGCCCCAUUGCUGGGCACCAUGGCACCCCCGAUCUCCAUACAUAUGCUCGAUGAGCUCUCCAAGCAGGCAGGUAAAUUGAAUGAGGAGUAUGCAGCCCCUCCAAGUGCUAGUGAGUUGCCACCCCCAGAGCUUUUCACACAAAUGCAUCCUCAGGAGCAAAUGGCAGCCCAAGUAUCUACACCUGAUAAUUGUAACCAGACAUCAAGCAGUGUAAUCUGUGAAGAGGCCGAUGACACGUGGUCCAGCUGUAACAGUGAUGCCGACAAAGGUGAAGUUAACACCACCUCCACACCAAUGGCACCAAAACUUCGCACAAAGCGACGUUUAGCAGCACAAUUUGCAGCAAACUGAUUAAAGAAUUUUCCAAUAAAGUACAGCAUUGUGUUCAUCACAAUAGCCUAGUCCAUAAGUACUGGUUUAGGUGAUUUUGUGCAAUAAUUUUGAAGUUUUGUAAAGUAUUAAUGUCCGUCCAUAGACCAUGUUCAAUAUCAAUCAGUAUGACAUCUCAGUUAUAUGAACUGAUGUAUUUCUUAUUUAACUUGUUGUUGUUUUUUUUUUUUUUUCUUUGUAUUGUUGAUUUUUUUCUAGAUAUAUCUAGAUUUAAAGCAUUCUAUAAUUUAAAUGAAGAGAAAUUUUAAGUCUCUUGGCUAUUUACCACGUUGAUUAUGGUGCAACUUUACAUAAAAUUAUUUAAUCAUUCCAAGAAUGGGCGGUUAUUAUCAUAAACAUAGUUGUUGUAAAAGUUAGACCAGGAAGGAAGGGGGAUUUAAUAUUACAUAAUUUGUUUUGUCACUGUUCAUCAGUAUAUAAAGAUUUCUUAAAGUGCAAAUGUUUACAUAUUUAGAUUUAGCAAAUGUCAAUUUGCAGUUUCAGCCAAUGUAAACUUGUAAACGAAAGAAAAACAUAGUACAAAUGGUUGGACAAAGAUGUGUUAAUUUCUUGUUCCAAAUGUACAAAUACAGAAGAUGAACUAACUAAUGCUGUUGUUUAUUGGGCAUUUUGAAUGCAGCAUUAUUUGAAAUAGCACAGGAAGUAUUCUUCAAAAAUGUUUCUAUGAUCUAUUAAAGAUUGUUGUGUUUGAAGCUUGUUGGUCAUUUUUUUUCUAGUUUAGAGAAUUGAAGAUUCCCAUAUAAGGUUAACAACUAAUUUCGAACUAGGUGAGAAAUGGAAGGGAAGUUGAGCUGAGGCAGUUUAGUUUUUUCCUCAAAGCUGGGGUCUAUUGUGAUGUAGAAUAAUUUGAUUCUAUUUAAGUAAGUUUAGAAGCACUUAUGAAGUAACUUCCUUAAUGUUCUUGUUUUUUUAUACAACUUUUUAUAUAUUUGAAAAGUAUUGCAAGUUGUUGAUCAACAAGCUUCCAUAUGUUUUGUUCCUAAGUAGGAGUAAAAAUGCCUCGUUUUUUAUGACGUUUCGUUAAUCUUGUAUGGUUAUUCUUAUGAAUACAACUACAAAUACCAUUUUACUUGUCUUGACAUAGCCUGACAUGCUAUAUUUGGGUUACCGGUAAAAUAUUUCUGCUGUAUUAUAGCAUUAUAGUAUAUAGCAUUCAAGAGUUUGAGAAUGCAAGAUUGCAUAUUUCUGUGCUGAAAGUGUUAUGAUUAGCUUAAUCACAACAUCUAGUCUGUUAUUUAUUUUGAUAUUUAAGUCUGAUAGCAGACUGUACAAAAAUGCAUCAGCAGCUGUUAUUAGCCAACAAGUUUGUCAGGGUUUUGUCAAGCUUUUGUCAGUGUUGGUAAUGGGGUUCUCAGUGUUACACUGAAACAUUCCUUGUUGUGGAAGUUGCAAUAAAUGUUUAUUAUAAA